UGCACUUCAGUAUAAAAUUUCACACAUGGCAACAUUCAAAAGUGCUGCGCGUCCAUGUCAAGAGAGUAGUCUGUGUAUAGUGGGAUCAAUAUAAAAUAUAAAUGUUGAAUCCUCACACGGAGCCGCGUUAUUUGUGUUCACUUGUUGUCCUAUCGGCGGGAGGGUAGCAUCCCCUUAUAGAGCGCAGCCCCGACCUGACCCGGCUCAGUCCGCGCUCGGCAGCCACUCGUAACACAUACCUGAGGAGAAAUGACUGAACUUGCCUUUAUGUAAAGUGACCAAGUAUUGACACAACAUUAUGUAGAGAGUUGAGCGGUCGAGUGGUCCGCAUCGUUUUUGGUGCGUGUCGUGUGUGAUGCUGUCGCGAUGAUGUGGUUAGCGGUGAUCGUGGCCGCUGUGGCCUUGUGUCUGCAAGUGGACGCCGAUCAAGUGUUGCUGUUAGACACCACGUCUGAGUCGACGCUGGGCUGGACGCGGUUCCCUUAUGGCGCGCAGGCCAGCACUCCCGGCUGGCUCGAGGAGUCCUACACCAAUUUUGAGAAGCAGAUCAAUUGGCGCUCGUACGUGGUAUGCGACGUCGCCCACAAUAAUGUCAACAACUGGCUGUGGACACCGUUUAUAGAGCGGCGCAAUGCCAACCGAAUCUACAUCGAGAUCAAGUUUACCAUCCGUGACUGUUCAUUGUUUCCGGGCAACGCUCUCAGCUGCAAGGAGACCUUCAGCCUGCUGUACUACGAGUUCGACGUGGCGACGCGCGAGCAGCCUCCGUGGGAGCCCGAGAGCUACAAACUGGUAGGCCGCAUUGCUGCAGGUGAGGGUCGUUUCAACACCAAUUCUGAUGUGGAUAUUAACACUGAAGUCAAAAGCAUUGCUGUCACAAAAAGGGGUGUAUAUUUUGCAUUCCGUGACCAGGGCGCCUGCAUAUCCAUAUUGGCUGUGAAAGUAUACUACAUCACAUGUCCUGAGGUGACUAUAAAUUUUGCUAGAUUCCCAGCAACACCUACAGGGAGAGAAGUAACUGUUAUUGAGCAGGCUAAUGGUACAUGUGUUGAGAAUGCAGAAAUAGCCCCCGGUGAGGCACCCCCAGUAUAUCUAUGCAAGGGAGAUGGCAAGUGGACCCUCCCCAGUGGUUCUUGCAAAUGCCGAGCUGGAUUUGAGCCAGAUCACAAUAAUCAAGCUUGCACUGAAUGUCCUCCAGGAAAAUUUAAAGCUCACACAGGUGACGACCAUUGUAUACCAUGUCCUGAUCACUCCCAGUCCACUGCAAUUGCAGCUUCUGAAUGUAGAUGUGCUCCCAAAUAUUACAGAGCCAAGAAAGACCCUAAAAACAUUCCAUGCACACAGCCACCUUCUGCUCCUGAUAACUUGACUGUGACUUUUGCUGAUCAGUUCUCUAUUUCGCUUGCUUGGCGGCCACCGCAUAAUACAGGAGGUAGAAAUGAUGUCACAUACAGAGUGUACUGUUUAAACUGUGGCCCUAGUGUUGAAUACAGACCAGCCGCCACUGGUCUUAAUAAUACAAGAGUUACAGUCAUGGGACUAGACCCAGUGACCGAAUACAAAUUUCAAGUAUUUGCUGAGAAUGGUGUCACAGAAUUUACCUCAGAUCCCCCAAAAUAUGUAGAUAUAACAGCUAUCACUGAAGCCUCUGUGGUAAGUGUGGUCACUAAACUACGGGUAUUGAAUGUAGAGGUAGACAAAAUUAGCCUUGCAUGGAAUCCACCUCCAGUGGACCUCACUGAUCCUGAUGAUACUAUAGAAAGCUAUGAAGUUAAAUGUUUCCCUAAAGACAAUUUGGAGAAAAAUGCAAACACUACACUUAAAAUUACAAAAGAACCUCACACUAUUAUAAUGGGUCUAAAAAAAGACACUGAGUAUGGCAUUAGAGUUAGAGCCAAAAUGAAGAGGGGCUGGGGCGAAUUCAGCAGUAUAGUAUACGCGCGCACAGGCAAUCUGUUAGAAACGACUUAUGUGAACGAGGAGGAAGGUGCCCAAGUGCGGCUAGUCGCCGGUGUGAUGGUAGCAGUGGUCGUGCUGUCUGUAGUGGCGAUUAUUGCAACUGUUCUAUUCUUACGGUCACGCACAGAGGACGAAUGUGACAAAAAACAGCCAGGCGAUUGCAAUGCGUUGAACUAUCGCAACGGCGAGGUAUACAGCGGCCCUGAGCGCCCUGCCAAAACAAGCAGCAACGCUACCACGCCUUUGUUCGCGGGCACCGGCUCCAGAACAUACAUAGACCCUCACACGUACGAAGACCCUAAUCAGGCAGUUAGAGAAUUCGCCCGCGAAAUCGACGCGUCUUGCAUUACUAUCGAAGCUAUUAUAGGUGGCGGAGAAUUCGGAGACGUGUGUCGCGGCAAACUGAAGUUGGCCAGCUGUGGUCAAGAAAUUGACGUGGCUAUCAAAACUCUGAAGCCUGGGUCCACGGAAAGAGCGCGCCGUGACUUCUUGGCCGAAGCGUCUAUAAUGGGUCAAUUCGAGCACCCCAAUGUUAUUUUCUUGCAAGGAGUCGUCACCAAAUGCAAUCCCAUUAUGAUAAUUACAGAAUUCAUGGAAAAUGGCUCUCUUGAUACUUUUCUACGCGCCAACGAUGGCAAAUUUAUGGUUCUUCAGUUAGUUGGAAUGCUGCGCGGCAUCGCAACCGGCAUGCAGUACUUGUCCGAGAUGAAUUACAUACACAGGGAUCUGGCCGCCCGUAAUGUGCUGGUCAAUUCGCACCUGGUAUGCAAAAUUGCUGAUUUUGGACUAUCGCGAGAGAUAGAGUCCACUGCUGACGGCGCGUACACCACUCGCGGCGGGAAGAUUCCUGUACGAUGGACUGCUCCUGAGGCCAUCGCGUUCAGGAAGUUUACGUCCGCUAGUGACGUGUGGUCCAUGGGCAUCGUCUGCUGGGAGGUGAUGAGUUUUGGCGAGCGCCCCUAUUGGAACUGGAGCAAUCAAGAUGUGAUCAAGUCCAUUGAAAAAGGGUACCGCCUGCCGGCGCCGAUGGACUGCCCAGAAGCAGUAUACCAGCUCAUGCUCGACUGCUGGCAAAAGGAACGUACACACCGGCCCACAUUUGCAAGCAUUGUUAAGACUUUGGACAAACUGAUCGGCUAUCCAGACACAUUGCGAAAAAAAGCCCAAAACCGCUCUGGUGCGGAUCCCCUAGCCGGCGACACCCCCGAUUUGAUCCAGUUCGCUUCAGUGGAGGAAUGGUUGGAGUGCAUCAAGAUGUCGCGGUAUGUGGAGAAGUUCCGCGCCGGCGGCGUGACUGAUAUGGAUGCGGUGGUGGACCUGACAGUGCUGCAGCUCGCUUCGCUGGGCGUCACGCUCGUCGGCCACCAGAAGAAGAUCAUGAACAGCGUCCAGAGCAUGCGCGCGCACAUCCGCGGCAGCGGUCCUUACGGGUUUCUCGUGUGAACGACACAUGGACAGUGUCGGUUUUGUGAACAGUGCAGUGGCUUGCCAGUGUAAAUGAUCUCCAAGUGGUUGGUGACAAUGGUUUAUACUAAUUGAAAUGAUCCAUUUGUAUAUUUUUCUAAAAAACUGCCAUAGAAUUAACAGAGACUUCUUGUUAAGGAAAUCUAAAGACUAUACCUUGCUGUUUAUAUUUACUAUUUUUGAUUAUGUUACGAUGUGAAACAGCUUAUGUGACGUAACUUCUCUGGCCUAAGAUUCCAUACAUUUUUGAAACAUAGCUUUACAUUACCGUCUUGUAGCUACUGUACAACGAAAAUAGAAACAUGACUUAUUUAUUAACCUCAAUUAUGUAAACAACAAAUCAUAUUGAUCUUUAAGAUUUUGUUUUUUUACAUAGACUGAAGUAUUGUGAUUAUUAUUUUGUUAAAUCUAUUGAUGAUCAACUUUAAACGCUUUUAUGCUUCGUGAUACUCUUAUUUUUAAUCUAUAUUUAAAAUACAAGCAUUUUAAAAGUUAACAUCAUGCAUUGCCAUCAGCAUGGUGGAUAUUUGUGUUUUUUUAUGAGAAAAUGUAUCUAAAUUAUUGUAAUGUAGUUAGCCAAUUAUGCUAUAUUUGGAUGGAUAUGUAUGUAUAUUGCUGGAAAAUUUUUAAUAUGUAAUUUAUGGAUACAGAACAAGUUUAUGUCUAUGGAGAUGUUGUGGAUCACAUUUUUGACAUCUUGUUUUCGUGUAAAACUGUGGCAUGGUGGGCAGCUAACAAUGCACAAUGAUUUAGACUUAACAUCACAAUAUGAUGCACAUUGUCACUUUCUCAGUAGAAGCAGAACUAAGAUUAAACACUUGUCUAGGUCAUAGCACUGGAAAUCUAGACAAAACUUAAUGUAUUGUGUCAUAUUUUUUAAUAUAGUAAAGUUAUGAUAUAUCGGUGUCUAUUUAAGCUUUUUCACAAAUAUCUAGUUAAAAAUGUGUCCUGAAGGUAAAAUAGAAAAAAAAAUAAUAACUUUGUGCCAAAGUUGCACUGGCAAAAACUCAAACUUGAGUCAAAAACAUGUAGUAUUUCCACAACAUCCCGUGAAUACAACAUUCAUGUACAGGAGUUGCUCUUUUCAUGCAAAAAUAUAUUAAUUACAAAGUUUGCUUAUUAAAACUCAGUCUUAGGUGUGUGAGCAACACCCAAAUAUAUUUUGUCAACUAUAUGAUAUUGUGAUUGUGGCGUACUUAAUUAUUUUAUAUGAUGACAUUAAUUUUUUCAUAGAACAAAUAUUAUACAUUGCAUGUAUGUAAUAAGGCUGAUUUUGAUUUAGACUUUACAUAUUUGCUUGACUUAAUCUGUAAUGUGCUCACUAGAUAUAGAUAAAUAUCAAUAUUGACUUACAAAUUACUUUUUGAGAGUAUUAAAAAUUAUGAUUCAUAUUAAAAAUUUGGUUUCAUAUGGUUAAAAUGAGUAUCUAUAUGGCAUUAAAAUUCAAUAUGAUAUUGUGUUGAUUCACAAUAUUGACAAAGUUUGUAUAAGGAAUACUUUUUUAUAGCACUAUACUAAUAUUCUAAGUUGGUAUUGAUGUUUCUCUGUAUAGGUACAAUAGUAUGGAGCCAUUGUAUUGCUAGCCUUUGUCCAUGGUCAUUGUGAUACAACUCAGUAUUGGCUUGUAUAAAGUGACAUAGGAUUUUCACCAGUGAAAUGACUGGGCUUAGGUGAUCAUCCAAUGUAAGGCACAACAAGGAUGGGCAGUAUUAUCACACAGUCCUAGAUAAUAUUAUGAAGGCAGACUUUCAACUCAUUUCAUUUAAUUAUGUAAAAAACAUCAGUAUUAUGACCAAUUUCGCUGAAGCUCCUUGUGAUAAUUAAAAUCUACUUCAUCUGUCCAAUUUCGCGGCUACGAACACUUACUGUACGCCGCACCAUACCUAUAAAUAGCAGUGGUCAGAUUUCCACCUCGAAUAUUGCAUAUAUCAUUGUCAUAUUCAUGCACUACAUGACAUUAAGCCUCACAUCGCCAAUUAAAAUAUAAUUGGUAAUUAUCGUCGGGUUCACGUAUUGGUAUUUGUGGUGAGUGGAAACUGGAGAGGUUGUGCGGAGUCGCCGCGACAGCCGUGGACUGCAAGGGACAUUUUAUAAUGAAUAUUGUCCGUCCACCAUGGGAUAUUGCCUCUUUACAACUCCAAUAUUGUAAUAAGAGCUUCAUAUUACUAUAUAGUUUUUGUGCCAUAUAAUAUACAAAGACAAAAGCAAUAUAAUUUUAAUUCUCUAUCACUGACCACAAAGCUUAGUUAAAGGGAUCUACACAAAGAUUAUGGACAUUGGCUAGCUUUACAAGUGGCUUUGAUUCAAAUCAAAUUCAGUUGAAGUGAGCCGUGUAUUUACUAAACAUGGGACAGCUUGGUGGUGAAUUUUUUUAACGGUGACUCGUUGAUCGGACCUCAUGUCAGCUGAUGUUAAUUUGGGCGACAGGUCGCUGUUGUGCAUUGUGUUGGACAUGUUGAGCGUCAUGUGUUCAGAUAAUACACGGUUAUUCGAUGUAGCUGAUUCGGUUUCAUAUGCGGAUCUUCCGAGCUGCUUUUUACAAUGUGUUAGCCAACUUUAGAUGGGACAUUCCCAUUUUCGAGUUAUUUACCUGGAUUUGAUUUUGAUACGCAUUUAAAAGACUAUAGUUUCCUUUUAUAUAAACGAAAUAGUUGUAAGUAACAAUAAUGCCAAUCUAGUUGAUAAGUGCUUAGCAUGUUUCGAGCUUGAUUAAUGUAUCAAAAUGCGAAUGUAUGCUGUGCGACUUGUGUACCAUACGUGCGAGCUGUGCGUCUCAUGCUGUUUCUUACCAACGUUUCCGACACUUGAGGGAAGCGGUCGACACUCCAGUCCAUUUUAUUGGCGACGUCGCACCGCUGUGAUGUAUAACACCCGUUAAGUUAAGAAAAAGUUGGUGAAAAAGCAUUAAUUAUUAUAAUUUGUUCUACGUUAAGUUUUGUCGUUCGCCAUCACAGUGUUGAUUGCUCAAGUAUCACUAUUGCGUAAGUGCAUUACAUUUGUUCAGCAUUAGUCGAAAGGGUUUUGUUGUGUAUUUCGAUGAUUUACAAUUUAGAAAUGUUGACAUCACCAAUAAUGAUCGAAUUUAUUCUCAUUCACAUUUGUACAGCACGGUACUAUUCUGCAACAUGCAAGGGUCGGUUACAACAGUUUCACUACAACAUAAACAAUAAAAACCUUUCGAUUUACAUCACAUCGCAUUACGCACUCCACUCUGCAUUGCAAGAUGGCUCAAAUAUUUGGAACAAACCGUCUAUGGCUGAUAUCUAAAACCAAUUGUAGUUUGAGUCCGGCUCAAAUGUUAAUAAUUACCACUGUGUUGUAAAUUCUAAUUAUUUUUACCCGGGCUUAGACUGAGUUGGCUUUAUUUUUCUUUAUAUUGUAUGUUCCACAAAAGAUGACAAUUCAGUGCAUUUUAUUUUGACACAAUAUGUUGCCGGUGCGACUGUCAGACGAAUUUAUGAGAGCUAGCUAAUGUGCGGUUUAAUUUAGAACAAUUGUACAAAAAAUAUAAACAUUUGUAUCAUUUAUAAUUGGACUAAACAAUUAUCAAUUAAAGUUAUAGCUUCCAAAUUUGAUGGAAAUAUAUAUUGUUUAACAACGGAUAAAAGAUACGAGGACUCGCACAUUGAUGUGGACGUUAGUGUUGUGCGAGAGAAAUAUUUCCACUUUGUGUAGUCGCUCAUAUCAAUAUUCAAAAUAUUUAGAUCUAAUUUUUAACCGAGUACCAUUUUCACAAAGAUUCUGUUCUAUAAUACUUAAAUAUGCGUGUAAUAUAUGAAUUUUAUUCUAGGAAACUAUCUUAUUGCUUCACUUUGUGUGUAAAGCGUAUUCAUAUUUUAUAAUGCGCUUACAAUAUAAAUAAUAUGAAUAUUACCUUAUAUCGCGAGCGGUCUGAGGACAAAUUCGCAAUAUUUUCUUAAAUAAAAAUGCUUUAACGAUAUUAAAAUGAAGCUGCAUAAGAGUAAUAUUGAAAAAUAACUUGCAUAACAUGUUUAAUGUCUCGCUGAACUUCAAAAGAAUUUAUGGUAAAAUGCAUUUAACAGGUAUUUCCCGAGCGCCGUUCGAUUUUACAGAUUUUAUAUUUGCUUUAAAAUACGUUCACAAUUUUAAUACUGUUUUGCGCUCUACGAACGAUAUGAAAUAUUUUUGUAUCAUAAGCGGGAACAUCGUGCGGGUAGGCAGAGGUUCACUUGCACUUCUAACUAAUAACUUUGGACAUAUACAGCCGAGACCGUCCAAUGUAAAGUAAAUUAUAUAUGGUGCGAGUACAAACAUGGAGAGCUCUAGGUAGACCAGCCACUAUCCGCGUCGACAUGGCCACGGCACGGAGCCGACGCUGCCGUCGCCUUCGUUUAAUACAUUUCCGAGAUGGUAGGAUGUACGUUGUUAAUAUACUCUGGUAUCUCAUUUGCUUUGGUUAAAGGAAUUUCCACCAUGCAGCCGAGAAUGCACGUGCAGACUUAAUGAAAGGCUUGCGCUAUAAUUGAAUACACUAUAUACGUCGGUUGAUUAAUUUGUCAGUGUACUCGUCACCUGGUUAUAUUUACACGCAAUAUCUAUUUAUUGUCGAUAUAUAGUGCUCUGUUUAUUAUUGUCAAUCCUUUCGGGGAAAUAUAAAAACAAUCAAAAUAAUAUAAUCUCUAGGCAAGCUUAUAUCACAGAAAUAGGUACAAUUUUAAAUUUAUCUUCAUCCGGUAUAUGUAAUACCUCUAGGACUUUUUUAUUGUUUUUAUUUUUAACACAACUUCUUUUCUAGUGAAAGAAUUGUAAGUUAAUUUAAUUGAAUUACUGUUCCACUAAUACCUAAUAUAUUUGUAAGAAAUCGCGUCAACUAAAAGCUACAUUUAAUUAAUAUGGUCCAAAAGCGUACUCAAAGAAUAUGUGAUUCAGUUUAUUGCAAGAAACAUCAGUCAUUCAGUAAUAGGAUUAAUUUAAAAUAGCAAUACGGAAAAAAUAAGUCGCCUUACCUUCUAAUAAUGUGUUAACCUAUCGCGCUGGUAGAUGGCGUUAUCUGUAUCUCACACCACUAGGUCUGAGGUACACAACGCGUGGCAUCAGUUUUGUGUUUUAUUGCAAAACGGACUUUAUUUAAUUUAAUUAUUACAGAUAUACGUAUGGAUGAUUACUCGUAAUCAGACAAAGGCUGCGUUUGCUUUAUCCUAUUAUAUUCUCAAGUAUCGUAAAUGCAUAAAGGAUACUGAAUUGAUAUUGCGUUGUAAUCACGCUAAUUCCCUUUGUGUUUGUCAACGGUACUUAUUAGAAUGAUUGGACAUGGGGAUGUCAAAGCAGUUAUUAAUGUAGGAAUUCCACUGGGAUUUGCUAAUUAAUCACAGGCAAUGUCCAGCCUGUAGCACUCUAAAGUGUUCCGAAUAAUUUGUACCGAUAUGUGAUGCGCUGAUACUAAUUAAAUCAACCAGACAUUAUACCGCUAUACAUCGGUGAUCUAACUUUGUGUUCGAAUUAAUUGCAAUUUGGAAUAAUUACUCUAGGCUGGCUAAAGGCAAGUAGCACUUGGGAUAAUUGGUCAUAGGAAUACGAUCCGGAAGGAAUCGUAGAUGAACCUUGUGACUUAAGAGCCUUCGGUCACUUCCCUUACUAUACCACCCUGGUUGAGCUAGCCUUGUAGUAAAAUCUAAUUCAAAAUAAAAAAAUAGUUACACGUUCCACUUAAAGAACUUUUAUUUAAAUCAAGAAUGCAAAUAAAUAUGGACUAGUUUGAAGCUGUUGGUACAUCCAAAGGACGAGGGAAGGUCGCUGGCGUGCCCGGCGCGCAUCCGUGUUCCGCGAGUCGAUGCAUUCAUGUACCUAUAUUGAUUGUUUCUUUUUAUUUGCGAUGGACGAAUCGACUAAUUUUAAAAGUCAUUUGCUUCGGAUUACUGCGCCGAUCAGGUCGUGUGUAUUCAAUUUUCAUUUAAUUUUGAUAUUUUAAAUUUUGUUUUCAAUUAAUUGAAAAUAAAUAAUUUUAACGCCCCUUGACAUGUUUAAUAUUUUGAUUGGGAACUUCAAACUAAUUCAUGGCUAACUAUAAUUUUUUUUGAAGAUUUGCAAUGCGCGUACUCCCCCACGGCCAUAAAAAAUACUCUAAAUCGUUCUUUGCACCCAUUAAAUGGCAUCUACCUGAGCGAGAAAGGGAUAGCGUUGAUUUUACUUAGAGAACAAAGGAGACUGACGUCAGUGGCAAAACGGUACACGGUUUUAAAUAAUUUUAAUGCAUUCGAGGCAUACCUUUUGUAUUAGGAUUCAAGAGCGUAUUUUUGAUCGGUGCCAAUACGGAUGUUGGGUAAUAUCGAAUUUGUUUUCUAAACAGAUUUUGAAUUGAUAAUGUAGUUGUUUGAUGUAUUUCUUGACACAUAGUCAUUACAGAGUGAGAAAAAAAUUAAAAUUGAAAAUAAAAGUAUUUAACGGAUUUUUUCGCGGUUUUUAUAUUAUUAUUAUCUCCCGACGUUAAUAACAUUCGCGUAAACAUAAGAAAUUUGAAAUUCUCGAAAAUUUAUACAUUUUUUGGAUGAAGUGUGGCGUCGCUGUUAAGACAAGUAAUCUCUGCUUUGAGUUUGGAAACAUAUCUGUCAUCAGUGCUAUAUUUGUAUCAAUCAUAAUUUUAACCGUAGAUAUAACCAACAUACAAAAAAAAAUCACGUUGAACUGAUAACCUCCUCCUUUUUUGAAGUCGGUUAAAAAUAGCUAUCGAUGAAACAUCGCGGAUUUCGCGUCAUAACAGUGGGCAUUAAAAUUAAGCACUUGUGUUGACUCUGAGCCCGCUUUGCAUGUCUGAAAAUAGGACAAGCCAUCGGUAAUUACGGCACUUAAUUACGAUAUUAAUUAAAAAGCUUGUCUCUCGAUAAAUUCGUCUGUGGUAGACCCCGCCAAUCUGAUCAAGUGGUUGGUGUUUUCACUUCCACUGCUGAGCCGACGUGGAAUAUUAAUUUAAUUUCAAAUAAGUAGCAUUGUUUUAUUAUGUGAUAUCUUUAUUAUUUUAUGACUGUUUAAUUUUAGUUUGAAUUAUUAACCGUCUUUUAACUUUAUUUUUUGACAUAUUUUAUUUUUAGAUUAUUUGAACUUACUUAUUACCUUUCGUAUUGGCGAUUUUAUAUUAUUUUUUGAGACAUUCAAUUUUAAUUUACGGCAGCUUUGAGUUUAUUUUUGUACUCGUUUUAAUUAUGAGACUGCGAAUUUUAUGACUGACUUUUUUCAAGCAUUCUAUUAAUAUGUCUGUGUAGCAACAGAUGGCGCUAGUUCAGUACAUAUUGUUUCAAACUCCGCACAAUCUAAAGCAACACGGUUCAGUGUUCAAAUAGUAUUGAAAUAUUGUACAUAACAUUAACCCGUUAAGUAUGAAACAAAAAUUGACUUGGAACUCACAUUCUGCGUCACAUAAAACUGCCAUCUCCAAACGCUUUUCUAAAUACAGUAGAAACCAGAUAUAACGACGCCGGUUAUAGCGACACAUCGGUUGUAACGAUGAAAUAGUAACGUCUCUUUAAAUAAGUGCAUAUAAAUAUUGUAUCGUUUAUAACGACUAUCGGAUAUAGCGUCCAGAUUACGUGAUCCCUUCGAUGUCGCUAUAACCGGUUUUUACUGUAUUAUGUUAACACUGAAAAUACACUCGCAUUGAUUGGUCAUCUUUUUGGGAAGCCGUGUUUGUUACACGAAUACAUAUUGCAAUGCGCCAACAUGCCACUCGCACGCCCCGCGGGGCUAUCAAGCGAAAAUUUUUGUUCCGACUGCAUUCGUAUCAGUGGAUAUGUCAAUUCGACUGUUCGCUGCCACGGGACGAUUAUGCCGAAAAUUGAAAGGAAACGAAGAUCGGAUACGGAUAUGGCAUAUGCCAUGUGUAUAACCGUUACGGUAAUAUUAGUAAUACUGUAAGAAUAAACAUACUUCAAGGAACGUCAGAAUACUGGAAUCCAAAAUUUUGCCUAACUUUCGCACGAUGUUUUUCCCUCACCCUACCAAUUUAUUAAUAUAUGCUCCUUCCUGUCAGUCUAUGUUCUCGUUUCGCUUCGAUUUUUGGCACAAUCAUCUCGAUAGUCUAGAUUUACAAUUAUACCCAUAUAGCACCAUUCAAGUACCUUGCGGCAGCUGUGUCGUGCCUCGGCCGAAUGUAGAGCUACGAGAGCUGUAAUGUUAGCCACUUAAGAUAGUCAUAAAUCAGGUAACAAGUAUACGUGUCAUCAACGGUCCCUCGAAAUUAUUUUUGAUUCAUAUUAGAAAAACGAUUCUAUAUUUUUUCAAAACUCGCUUUUUGUAAACUAUAUUAUUAGAUGUAGGGUAAUUAAAUGUUUCGAUGUGCAUGUAGAUUAUAGGAUGUGCGGCUUCUACCUACCAUUUCAAAUUACCAACACUAAAUGUUUAGUAUGUUCAGGGUGAUUCGGCAAUCCUCGACGUAGAGCCGGGGGGCGGGGGUUGGGGGGGCGGGCUCGACUCCGACACCACACCGAAGCCGUCACCAGCGGCUCAAAUAAUAUUUACCACAUUUUAUAUAGAUACUAUAUUAUACAGUUCCACACCAAUUUACAAUUCCAGUAUUUCUAUGGUCGAUGUAAGGACGGCCGGUCUCGGCACGGCACAGCGUUAGAAUAAUGUCCUAAAUCAUAACACCAAUCACAUUCAUGAUAAAUAGUGAAAUCUUUAUUUAAAAUGUUAGCUAGAAUAAAUGGAAAAAUUAAUUAUAUACAUACCUAUAUUAUAUUUAAGAACCUUUUGAUACGUUGGAAGAGGUAAAUAAAUUGUGAGAUAGCUUGAUUUAAGUCUUGUAUACUGAAUCAUUUUGUAUUCGUAAAGCUAUAUGCUAUUUUGACGAGGUACACGAGGUUUUGGGAGCAGUGGCGGACUUCGUCGACAGAACGUUCGUACAGGGUGUCAUUGCGUUCGAUGGCAAAGCAGGCUUCUUCAGCUACGCGGUAGUCGGUCUGGCUUGCUAUGAAGCGGCUCGAUUGCUUAACUUUUAAUGACAGACUGUAUGAAUCUCAUGCGCAGAUUAAAACCAUUUGACUUAAAAUCUUAAACGUGUUCCGUAACUACGUAUCUGUCGACGACGUGAGAGCAAACAGGCCAGAUGUAAAGGCGCGCUGGGUCUCGGGGUACGCGCGACCUCGAGACACGGUGACCGCCGCAAGCACAGCUUGCAAGUCCAGGUCUCAAUUCCGCAUGAAAAUUAAAAUCACACUGAAAUCUUGCCAUAAUGUGUCGUGUUUAAAGAAUCGACGAUCAUAGUAAAUUCAAGCACAGAAUAGGCGAUUCCCUGCAAGGAAACCGUACGGAUUCCACGCAUAAUCAAUACAGAAUUGAGGCCUCGACUUAAGAUUUGUUUCAGUUCCAUAAGUUUUCCGUGGCCAUUUUUAUUUGUCAUGUUAAGAAAAUGUAAAUAUAUUAUAAAUUCCGGUUAAUGGAUCACUCGAAAGCAAUAUAUGCAAUUAUAUGUAAUACGUUAGUCAUAUCCACGCCACAAGUAGUCGUGUCAGUCGCCACGUGUCGGCCCGCCGGCCGUCGGCCCGCGCGCUGCAUUCACGGCGCGUUACUUAUUAAUGUCUUAAUUACGUGUACUUUAAUUAUUCCUUAUUAUAAUUUUAUUUUCUUCGUCGAUAAAUUAUAUAUCUAAAAGAUAAUGUAGUCUAGGUUAAUGAUGUAAUCUCUUAUGUUAUUGUACGAGCCCAGUUAAUCGAAUACUAAGAUCUGUGUGAUGUAUUGUGGUGGAGAGGCGAGAGGGCGAGCACGGUGGUAGAUAAUGUGUGAUAUGGACGUCCACAGCGCGCGGGCCGAUGGAGAGGACCGACGACAGAUGACAUGUGAUAUGAUUAUUAAAAAAACCCAUACUCUUUCCUAAAUGAUUAAUUAGUUUUAAAGCUUACGCAAUUCAAAUCGUAGAGUUUUAUCAUUGAAUAUCAAAAACAGAUAGUAUUUGAAAUGUAGUAACACCAAUUAUAGCCUAAUUAACUGUAAAACAUAGAGAUGUUAGAUUUUAUUUAUAAGAUUUUUUAUAUAGGUGAAGCGGCAGCGCGGCCGUCGUGCGCUCUUUUCGCGGGUCUGGUCACAGCGCGACGGAGCUCACGCCGCUGUCACACCGAUGCGUAUCCACUUGUCCUGCACGCGUACCAUUCGUGACGUCGUCUGAGCGUCAGUGUCGUGGCGGUGUGACGAGACCCAAACGCACACAUUUUCGUGUCUCACUGUCGCGCCAUAUACAGAUGUUUAGUAACUUAAGCCGUUUUAAAAUCUUUAAUAUGAAUCGGUUUAGAUAAAAUGAAAGUGUAAGCUUGGCGAUAAUUUAUGUAAUAAACUAUUGAUAUUUAA
Molecule: messenger RNA, 13713 nt
Organism: Manduca sexta (tobacco hornworm)
Lineage: Eukaryota; Metazoa; Arthropoda; Insecta; Lepidoptera; Sphingidae
Gene: Eph
Product: ephrin type-B receptor 1-B
Exons: 1
Coding region: 367-3402 (1011 amino acids)
Biological process (GO): cell surface receptor protein tyrosine kinase signaling pathway; axon guidance; protein phosphorylation
Cellular component (GO): plasma membrane; neuron projection
Molecular function (GO): ATP binding; protein binding; transmembrane-ephrin receptor activity
Source: RefSeq, a predicted model, not a curated record